AUUUUUCAUCAUCAUUAAAAGUAGUAUUGUAAUUAAAGUGAACCAAAUUCGUUAAAUCGUUAUUUUCUAUUAUUUUAAUUUUACUUAUUAUCAUGAAAAGAUUAUUAAUUAUAUUUGUUUUAAUUUAUCUUAACGUUCCUGGUCGAUAUUGUAUGCUACCAAAUAAUAUACUUGAAAUCGAUAAUUUUGGUGUACCGUCACCAUAUGAGUUUUUAUGGAUAACAACUGUGUCCUAUUGUAAUGUAUACUAUUUGACGUAUAAUAUGUUUAUUGGCGUUGGAGUACCAAUACAAGAACAAAUAUAUUCUAAUGAUGAUAUAGCGCGUUUUCUUUUACCUGAAAAUAUAUAUGAGUGGUCAGACGAAACAGUUUUAGACUCACCAUACAAAUUUUUAAAAUUGAGGGAAGCUUCACAAAUUAUUGAAAGUUUUGUUUUUGAAAUUAAGGAAUUUCAAAAUGUUACAGGAACUGAAGAUAUAAUCACAGGAUUAAAUAUAUGGGAGUCAAUUGAAGAGAACAUGGUCGAUUUCAUGAACAAUAUUUCCAUUUUAUCAAAUCAAGUAAACCAAGUGAUAAAUGAAAUGAAUAUUCUUCAAAAAAACGUAAACACCGUGGAUACAUCAGCAAUGAUGUACUUAUACAUGGAUAUUUUUGAUAAUAUGGUUGAUGUAAUAUCAGAAAAUAUCUUGCCAUAUAAAAAUGCAUUUAAUUUCCUUGAAAAAUAUAAUUCGAAAACCUACCAACAAACAAAUAUUAAACAAGAGAAGAAAAUCGAAAAUAAUCUUAAUUCACGUGAAUAUACUCGAGUGAAGUUGGCUAAAGUAUAUGAGUUGUACAUAGAAGCAUUAACAAUAUUUUACAACUCUAAAUCAGUUGACAAGCAUUUUUCAAAAUUAAAUUUCAUAAUGUGGUAUGAACUAAAUUCAUCAAAGAGUAUUUUUGAUUAUGCUGCAUCAAAACUUCUAACACACAUUAUAAAACUAAGAGAGUAUACAGAAGAAGCGUACAAAUUUAAUAAGAAAAAUAUACCAGAGAUAACAUCAAAAGUCCAAGAGUAUGUUUCUAUCAACUUAUAUAAUAUUGUUGGAGUAAUCAAGUCACCUCUACGAAAAAUUCUAAAAGAUGAAGAUUUAAUUAAAAAUGACGUACUAUCAUGUCCUAAAUCUUAUGAUAAAAUGAUGAUAAAUGGAUUAUUAAGUUCUAAAAACGAAGAUUUGCAUAAGAAAAGAAUUAAUAAUAUUAAAUUAAGUUGGAAUGAUAACAGUAUACAAAUAGUUGCUUGGGACAUAAUAAAUAAAUAUAAUAGUUCAUUAUGUGAUACCAAUGUAACCCAUAACACAAAACUGAUGUAUUGGGUAGAACAAAUGUCAAUUGAUGAACAAAAAAUAAACGUAUUGGAGUCAUCAAUUUAUGCAAUGAUUAUACUAAAAAAUUUAGAAAAUGUUGUUUUGUGUUCAAAUACAGAGACAAAUUUAGAAACAGACAUAGAAGAACUUAUUCAAAAUAUUAUAAAUGACAUGGACCAAAAAUUAAAUGAAAUAUAUAAAUACAGCAUAUACUCAAUUAUAGAGAGUAAAGAAAAUAUCAUAUCUGACGUAUGGAAUUAUAUAGAAAAUGAAAAUAAUAAUAUUUUUAACAUUUUAGAUUGGUUAAACAAAAAUAUAUCUAAAACAAACAUUCCAUAUUGGCCAAAUGAUGUGGCGUGCAAUGAGAUUUAUAUAAAAAAUAUAUUACAACUGGCUUCGGUAUCUUCAGAUAUGUUAUAUGAUGUAACACUAACCAGUAUGCAUAGAGCAUUAGAAAAUAAUGAAAUUGAUAACCCCGUAGAAGAGUCAAACGCUUUGUUUAUAUUAAAAGAUCUUGAACGUACUAAACACACAUAUAAAAAUGUUAUACAACAAAUAAAAAAUAUUAUUAAGAUCAAUACAAUGUAUAUAAAAUCAAAUAAUUUAAUUGAUAUAAAUUUAAAGUAUAAAGCAAUAAAAGAGCUAGCGAAAUGCAUUAAGUAUAAAAUAUUCGCGAUAACUGAAUUAAUAAUACCAGCUUUUAGACAAACAGAAUACUAUAAUCUGGUAGUACCCAAAGAUACACAAGACUACUCAGAACAUAUUAAAAACAUGAAUACCAUAUUUUAUUCUUAUUUUAGAAAGACAACAGACUUAGAAAUAAAUAAUGUAACGGCCCUAAAUUUGAUAAAAAAAAAUGAGCAUGAAAUAAUAUCGAUCUAUAACAGACUAAGAUAUAAACACCAAAGAGUUAAAAAGAAACAUAGAUACAUAAGGGUAUUAAAAUACAAUAUGAUAAGUGUCAAACGAAUGUACCGUACGAUAAUAAACCAAUUAAAAAAAAUAACUAAAGUCAACAAUGACCUAAAUUUGAAAAAUAACCAACAAGAAAUAAGACGGAGACUUAUGAUCACCGUGGCACUUAUUAUGGAAGAUUUCAUAAGGUUUGAUAUAUACAUUGAUUGUCAACAUAAGACAACACCAUUAUAUAAUGGAAGAUACAGGUAUACAAUAUCAGGUAUUGAUCUUGAGAUUCAAAAUGAAAACAUUGAUUAUAUGACCAUAUACAAAAAAAUACGAGAUAAAAGUUCGAAAAUCCCAGAUGCCCAAACAGAUAAAACUUUAAGCAAUAUUUCAACUAAAUCAAUACAGUCGACUACUGUAUCUACUGAUCAAGACGCCGAUUCCUUUGACACUCCGAACAUGGUCUCUGGAAACAAGUUGGAUGUAGAUAAAACAGUCUUCGGCGGAAUAGACAUUAAAUCAAAAACAACUGGUACUUCUGAUGAAAGCACAUCAACAGAUCUUCAAACUGAAAACACUGUACAAAGCAGUACUUAUAAAUCAACGUCAACAAAAAUAUCAAUGGAUCACAGUUCCGAUGAUAAUCAUAUUCCUGACAUAUUAUCUGAAACAAAUGUUGAUAGCAGCAAAACUGUAACAAACGGAAUGGACAAUUCAAAAACACCAAUAGACUAUUUAGACGUUAGCAUUUUCCCAGAUGCCCAAACAGAUAAAACGUUAAGCGGUAUUUCAACUAAAUCAAUACAGUCGACUACUGUAUCUACUGAUCAAGACGCCGAUUCCUUUGACACUCCGAACAUGGUCUCUGGAAACAAGUUGGAUGUAGAUAAAACAGUCUUCGGCGGAAUAGACAUUAAAUCAAAAACAACUGGUACUUCUGAUGAAAGCACAUCAACAGAUCUUCAAACUGAAAACACUGUACAAAGCAGUACUUAUAAAUCAACGUCAACAAAAAUAUCAAUGGAUCACAGUUCCGAUGAUAAUCAUAUUCCUGACAUAUUAUCUGAAACAAAUGUUGAUAGCAGCAAAACUGUAACAAACGGAAUGGACAAUUCAAAAACAUCAAUAGACUAUUUAGACGUUAGCAUUUUCCCAGAUGCCCAAACAGAUAAAACGUUAAGCGGUAUUUCAACUAAAUCAAUACAGUCGACUACUGUAUCUACUGAUCAAGACGCCGAUUCCUUUGACACUCCGAACAUGGUCUCUGGAAACAAGUUAGAUGUAGAUAAAACAGUCUUCGGCGGAAUAGACAUUAAAUCAAAAACAACUGGUACUUCUGAUGAAAGCACAUCAACAGAUCUUCAAACUGAAAACACUGUACAAAGCAGUACUUAUAAAUCAACGUCAACAAAAAUAUCAAUGGAUCACAGUUCCGAUGAUAAUCAUAUUCCUGACAUAUUAUCUGAAACAAAUGUUGAUAGCAGCAAAACUGUAACAAACGGAAUGGACAAUUCAAAAACAUCAAUAGACUAUUUAGACGUUAGCAUUUUCCCAGAUGCCCAAACAGAUAAAACUUUAAGCGGUAUUUCAACUAAAUCAAUACAGUCGACUACUGUAUCUACUGAUCAAGACGCCGAUUCCUUUGACACUCCGAACAUGGUCUCUGGAAACAAGUUGGAUGUAGAUAAAACAGUCUUCGGCGGAAUAGACAUUAAAUCAAAAACAACUGGUACUUCUGAUGAAAGCACAUCAACAGAUCUCCAAACCGAAAACACUGUACAAAGCAGUACUUAUAAAUCAACGUCAACAAAAAUAUCAAUGGAUCACAGUUCCGAUGAUAAUCAUAUUCCUGACAUAUUAUCUGAAACAAAUGUUGAUAGCAGCAAAACUGUAACAAACGGAAUGGACAAUUCAAAAACAUCAAUAGACUAUUUAGACGUUAGCAUUUUCCCAGAUGCCCAAACAGAUAAAACUUUAAGCAAUAUUUCAACUAAAUCAAUACAGUCGACUACUGUAUCUACUGAUCAAGACGCCGAUUCCUUUGACACUCCGAACAUGGUCUCUGGAAACAAGUUGGAUGUAGAUAAAACAGUCUUCGGCGGAAUAGACAUUAAAUCAAAAACAACUGGUACUUCUGAUGAAAGCACAUCAACAGAUCUUCAAACUGAAAACACUGUACAAAGCAGUACUUAUAAAUCAACGUCAACAAAAAUAUCAAUGGAUCACAGUUCCGAUGAUAAUCAUAUUCCUGACAUAUUAUCUGAAACAAAUGUUGAUAGCAGCAAAACUGUAACAAACGGAAUGGACAAUUCAAAAACACCAAUAGACUAUUUAGACGUUAGCAUUUUCCCAGAUGCCCAAACAGAUAAAACGUUAAGCGGUAUUUCAACUAAAUCAAUACAGUCGACUACUGUAUCUACUGAUCAAGACGCCGAUUCCUUUGACACUCCGAACAUGGUCUCUGGAAACAAGUUGGAUGUAGAUAAAACAGUCUUCGGCGGAAUAGACAUUAAAUCAAAAACAACUGGUACUUCUGAUGAAAGCACAUCAACAGAUCUUCAAACUGAAAACACUGUACAAAGCAGUACUUAUAAAUCAACGUCAACAAAAAUAUCAAUGGAUCACAGUUCCGAUGAUAAUCAUAUUCCUGACAUAUUAUCUGAAACAAAUGUUGAUAGCAGCAAAACUGUAACAAACGGAAUGGACAAUUCAAAAACACCAAUAGACUAUUUAGACGUUAGCAUUUUCCCAGAUGCCCAAACAGAUAAAACGUUAAGCGGUAUUUCAACUAAAUCAAUACAGUCGACUACUGUAUCUACUGAUCAAGACGCCGAUUCCUUUGACACUCCCAACAUGGUCUCUGGAAACAAGUUGGAUGUAGAUAAAACAGUCUUCGGCGGAAUAGACAUUAAAUCAAAAACAACUGGUACUUCUGAUGAAAGCACAUCAACAGAUCUCCAAACCGAAAACACUGUACAAAGCAGUACUUAUAAAUCAACGUCAACAAAAAUAUCAAUGGAUCACAGUUCCGAUGAUAAUCAUAUUCCUGACAUAUUAUCUGAAACAAAUGUUGAUAGCAGCAAAACUGUAACAAACGGAAUGGACAAUUCAAAAACAUCAAUAGACUAUUUAGACGUUAGCAUUUUCCCAGAUGCCCAAACAGAUAAAACGUUAAGCGGUAUUUCAACUAAAUCAAUACAGUCGACUACUGUAUCUACUGAUCAAGACGCCGAUUCCUUUGACACUCCGAACAUGGUCUCUGGAAACAAGUUGGAUGUAGAUAAAACAGUCUUCGGCGGAAUAGACAUUAAAUCAAAAACAACUGGUACUUCUGAUGAAAGCACAUCAACAGAUCUUCAAACUGAAAACACUGUACAAAGCAGUACUUAUAAAUCAACGUCAACAAAAAUAUCAAUGGAUCACAGUUCCGAUGAUAAUCAUAUUCCUGACAUAUUAUCUGAAACAAAUGUUGAUAGCAGCAAAACUGUAACAAACGGAAUGGACAAUUCAAAAACACCAAUAGACUAUUUAGACGUUAGCAUUUUCCCAGAUGCCCAAACAGAUAAAACGUUAAGCGGUAUUUCAACUAAAUCAAUACAGUCGACUACUGUAUCUACUGAUCAAGACGCCGAUUCCUUUGACACUCCGAACAUGGUCUCUGGAAACAAGUUGGAUGUAGAUAAAACAGUCUUCGGCGGAAUAGACAUUAAAUCAAAAACAACUGGUACUUCUGAUGAAAGCACAUCAACAGAUCUUCAAACUGAAAACACUGUACAAAGCAGUACUUAUAAAUCAACGUCAACAAAAAUAUCAAUGGAUCACAGUUCCGAUGAUAAUCAUAUUCCUGACAUAUUAUCUGAAACAAAUGUUGAUAGCAGCAAAACUGUAACAAACGGAAUGGACAAUUCAAAAACACCAAUAGACUAUUUAGACGUUAGCAUUUUCCCAGAUGCCCAAACAGAUAAAACGUUAAGCGGUAUUUCAACUAAAUCAAUACAGUCGACUACUGUAUCUACUGAUCAAGACGCCGAUUCCUUUGACACUCCGAACAUGGUCUCUGGAAACAAGUUGGAUGUAGAUAAAACAGUCUUCGGCGGAAUAGACAUUAAAUCAAAAACAACUGGUACUUCUGAUGAAAGCACAUCAACAGAUCUUCAAACUGAAAACACUGUACAAAGCAGUACUUAUAAAUCAACGUCAACAAAAAUAUCAAUGGAUCACAGUUCCGAUGAUAAUCAUAUUCCUGACAUAUUAUCUGAAACAAAUGUUGAUAGCAGCAAAACUGUAACAAACGGAAUGGACAAUUCAAAAACACCAAUAGACUAUUUAGACGUUAGCAUUUUCCCAGAUGCCCAAACAGAUAAAACGUUAAGCGGUAUUUCAACUAAAUCAAUACAGUCGACUACUGUAUCUACUGAUCAAGACGCCGAUUCCUUUGACACUCCCAACAUGGUCUCUGGAAACAAGUUGGAUGUAGAUAAAACAGUCUUCGGCGGAAUAGACAUUAAAUCAAAAACAACUGGUACUUCUGAUGAAAGCACAUCAACAGAUCUCCAAACCGAAAACACUGUACAAAGCAGUACUUAUAAAUCAACGUCAACAAAAAUAUCAAUGGAUCACAGUUCCGAUGAUAAUCAUAUUCCUGACAUAUUAUCUGAAACAAAUGUUGAUAGCAGCAAAACUGUAACAAACGGAAUGGACAAUUCAAAAACACCAAUAGACUAUUUAGACGUUAGCAUUUUCCCAGAUGCCCAAACAGAUAAAACGUUAAGCGGUAUUUCAACUAAAUCAAUACAGUCGACUACUGUAUCUACUGAUCAAGACGCCGAUUCCUUUGACACUCCGAACAUGGUCUCUGGAAACAAGUUGGAUGUAGAUAAAACAGUCUUCGGCGGAAUAGACAUUAAAUCAAAAACAACUGGUACUUCUGAUGAAAGCACAUCAACAGAUCUUCAAACUGAAAACACUGUACAAAGCAGUACUUAUAAAUCAAGGUCAACAAAAAUAUCAAUGGAUCACAGUUCCGAUGAUAAUCAUAUUCCUGACAUACUAUCUGAAACAAAUGUUGAUAGCAGCAAAACUGUAACAAACGGAAUGGACAAUUCAAAAACAACAAUAGACUAUUUAGACGUUAGCAUUUUCCCAGAGGCCCAAACAGAUAAAACUUUAAGCGGUAUUUCAACUAAAUCAAUACAGUCGACUACUGUAUCUACUGAUCAAGACGCCGAUUCCUUUGACACUCCGAACAUGGUCUCUGGAAACAAGUUGGAUGUAGAUAAAACAGUCUUCGGCGGAAUAGACAUUAAAUCAAAAACAACUGGUACUUCUGAUGAAAGCACAUCAACAGAUCUUCAAACUGAAAACACUGUACAAAGCAGUACUUAUAAAUCAACGUCAACAAAAAUAUCAAUGGAUCACAGUUCCGAUGAUAAUCAUAUUCCUGACAUAUUAUCUGAAACAAAUGUUAAUAGCAGCAAAACUGUAACAAACGGAAUGGACAAUUCAAAAACACCAAUAGACUAUUUAGACGUUAGCAUUUUCCCAGAUGCCCAAACAGAUAAAACGUUAAGCGGUAUUUCAACUAAAUCAAUACAGUCGACUACUGUAUCUACUGAUCAAGACGCCGAUUCCUUUGACACUCCGAACAUGGUCUCUGGAAACAAGUUGGAUGUAGAUAAAACAGUCUUCGGCGGAAUAGACAUUAAAUCAAAAACGACUGGUACUUCUGAUGAAAGCACAUCAACAGAUCUUCAAACUGAAAACACUGUACAAAGCAGUACUUAUAAAUCAACGUCAACAAAAAUAUCAAUGGAUCACAGUUCCGAUGAUAAUCAUAUUCCUGACAUAUUAUCUGAAACAAAUGUUGAUAGCAGCAAAACUGUAACAAACGGAAUGGACAAUUCAAAAACACCAAUAGACUAUUUAGACGUUAGUAUUUUCCCAGAUGCCCAAACAGAUAAAACGUUAAGCGGUAUUUCAACUAAAUCAAUACAGUCGACUACUGUAUCUACUGAUCAAGACGCCGAUUCCUUUGACACUCCGAACAUGGUCUCUGGAAACAAGUUGGAUGUAGAUAAAACAGUCUUCGGCGGAAUAGACAUUAAAUCAAAAACAACUGGUACUUCUGAUGAAAGCACAUCAACAGAUCUUCAAACUGAAAACACUGUACAAAGCAGUACUUAUAAAUCAACGUCAACAAAAAUAUCAAUGGAUCACAGUUCCGAUGAUAAUCAUAUUCCUGACAUACUAUCUGAAACAAAUGUUGAUAGCAGCAAAACUGUAACAAACGGAAUGGACAAUUCAAAAACACCAAUAGACUAUUUAGACGUUAGCAUUUUCCCAGAUGCCCAUACAGAUAAAACGUUAAGCGGUAUUUCAACUAAAUCAAUACAGUCGACUACUGUAUCUACUGAUCAAGACGCCGAUUCCUUUGACACUCCGAACAUGGUCUCUGGAAACAAGUUGGAUGUAGAUAAAACAGUCUUCGGCGGAAUAGACAUUAAAUCAAAAACAACUGGUACUUCUGAUGAAAGCACAUCAACAGAUCUUCAAACUGAAAACACUGUACAAAGCAGUACUUAUAAAUCAACGUCAACAAAAAUAUCAAUGGAUCACAGUUCCGAUGAUAAUCAUAUUCCUGACAUAUUAUCUGAAACAAAUGUUGAUAGCAGCAAAACUGUAACAAACGGAAUGGACAAUUCAAAAACACCAAUAGACUAUUUAGACGUUAGUAUUUUCCCAGAUGCCCAAACAGAUAAAACGUUAAGCGGUAUUUCAACUAAAUCAAUACAGUCGACUACUGUAUCUACUGAUCAAGACGCCGAUUCCUUUGACACUCCGAACAUGGUCUCUGGAAACAAGUUGGAUGUAGAUAAAACAGUCUUCGGCGGAAUAGACAUUAAAUCAAAAACAACUGGUACUUCUGAUGAAAGCACAUCAACAGAUCUUCAAACUGAAAACACUGUACAAAGCAGUACUUAUAAAUCAACGUCAACAAAAAUAUCAAUGGAUCACAGUUCCGAUGAUAAUCAUAUUCCUGACAUAUUAUCUGAAACAAAUGUUGAUAGCAGCAAAACUGUAACAAACGGAAUGGACAAUUCAAAAACAUCAAUAGACUAUUUAGACGUUAGCAUUUUCCCAGAUGCCCAAACAGAUAAAACUUUAAGCGGUAUUUCAACUAAAUCAAUACAGUCGACUACUGUAUCUACUGAUCAAGACGCCGAUUCCUUUGACACUCCGAACAUGGUCUCUGGAAACAAGUUGGAUGUAGAUAAAACAGUCUUCGGCGGAAUAGACAUUAAAUCAAAAACAACUGGUACUUCUGAUGAAAGCACAUCAACAGAUCUUCAAACUGAAAACACUGUACAAAGCAGUACUUAUAAAUCAACGUCAACAAAAAUAUCAAUGGAUCACAGUUCCGAUGAUAAUCAUAUUCCUGACAUAUUAUCUGAAACAAAUGUUGAUAGCAGCAAAACUGUAACAAACGGAAUGGACAAUUCAAAAACACCAAUAGACUAUUUAGACGUUAGCAUUUUCCCAGAUGCCCAAACAGAUAAAACGUUAAGCGGUAUUUCAACUAAAUCAAUACAGUCGACUACUGUAUCUACUGAUCAAGACGCCGAUUCCUUUGACACUCCGAACAUGGUCUCUGGAAACAAGUUGGAUGUAGAUAAAACAGUCUUCGGCGGAAUAGACAUUAAAUCAAAAACAACUGGUACUUCUGAUGAAAGCACAUCAACAGAUCUUCAAACUGAAAACACUGUACAAAGCAGUACUUAUAAAUCAACGUCAACAAAAAUAUCAAUGGAUCACAGUUCCGAUGAUAAUCAUAUUCCUGACAUAUUAUCUGAAACAAAUGUUGAUAGCAGCAAAACUGUAACAAACGGAAUGGACAAUUCAAAAACAUCAAUAGACUAUUUAGACGUUAGCAUUUUCCCAGAUGCCCAAACAGAUAAAACUUUAAGCGGUAUUUCAACUAAAUCAAUACAGUCGACUACUGUAUCUACUGAUCAAGACGCCGAUUCCUUUGACACUCCGAACAUGGUCUCUGGAAACAAGUUGGAUGUAGAUAAAACAGUCUUCGGCGGAAUAGACAUUAAAUCAAAAACAACUGGUACUUCUGAUGAAAGCACAUCAACAGAUCUUCAAACUGAAAACACUGUACAAAGCAGUACUUAUAAAUCAACGUCAACAAAAAUAUCAAUGGAUCACAGUUCCGAUGAUAAUCAUAUUCCUGACAUACUAUCUGAAACAAAUGUUGAUAGCAGCAAAACUGUAACAAACGGAAUGGACAAUUCAAAAACACCAAUAGACUAUUUAGACGUUAGCAUUUUCCCAGAUGCCCAAACAGAUAAAACUUUAAGCGGUAUUUCAACUAAAUCAAUACAGUCGACUACUGUAUCUACUGAUCAAGACGCCGAUUCCUUUGACACUCCGAACAUGGUCUCUGGAAACAAGUUGGAUGUAGAUAAAACAGUCUUCGGCGGAAUAGACAUUAAAUCAAAAACAACUGGUACUUCUGAUGAAAGCACAUCAACAGAUCUCCAAACCGAAAACACUGUACAAAGCAGUACUUAUAAAUCAACGUCAACAAAAAUAUCAAUGGAUCACAGUUCCGAUGAUAAUCAUAUUCCUGACAUAUUAUCUGAAACAAAUGUUGAUAGCAGCAAAACUGUAACAAACGGAAUGGACAAUUCAAAAACAUCAAUAGACUAUUUAGACGUUAGCAUUUUCCCAGAUGCCCAAACAGAUAAAACUUUAAGCAAUAUUUCAACUAAAUCAAUACAGUCGACUACUGUAUCUACUGAUCAAGACGCCGAUUCCUUUGACACUCCGAACAUGGUCUCUGGAAACAAGUUGGAUGUAGAUAAAACAGUCUUCGGCGGAAUAGACAUUAAAUCAAAAACAACUGGUACUUCUGAUGAAAGCACAUCAACAGAUCUUCAAACUGAAAACACUGUACAAAGCAGUACUUAUAAAUCAACGUCAACAAAAAUAUCAAUGGAUCACAGUUCCGAUGAUAAUCAUAUUCCUGACAUAUUAUCUGAAACAAAUGUUGAUAGCAGCAAAACUGUAACAAACGGAAUGGACAAUUCAAAAACACCAAUAGACUAUUUAGACGUUAGCAUUUUCCCAGAUGCCCAAACAGAUAAAACGUUAAGCGGUAUUUCAACUAAAUCAAUACAGUCGACUACUGUAUCUACUGAUCAAGACGCCGAUUCCUUUGACACUCCGAACAUGGUCUCUGGAAACAAGUUGGAUGUAGAUAAAACAGUCUUCGGCGGAAUAGACAUUAAAUCAAAAACAACUGGUACUUCUGAUGAAAGCACAUCAACAGAUCUUCAAACUGAAAACACUGUACAAAGCAGUACUUAUAAAUCAACGUCAACAAAAAUAUCAAUGGAUCACAGUUCCGAUGAUAAUCAUAUUCCUGACAUAUUAUCUGAAACAAAUGUUGAUAGCAGCAAAACUGUAACAAACGGAAUGGACAAUUCAAAAACACCAAUAGACUAUUUAGACGUUAGCAUUUUCCCAGAUGCCCAAACAGAUAAAACGUUAAGCGGUAUUUCAACUAAAUCAAUACAGUCGACUACUGUAUCUACUGAUCAAGACGCCGAUUCCUUUGACACUCCCAACAUGGUCUCUGGAAACAAGUUGGAUGUAGAUAAAACAGUCUUCGGCGGAAUAGACAUUAAAUCAAAAACAACUGGUACUUCUGAUGAAAGCACAUCAACAGAUCUCCAAACCGAAAACACUGUACAAAGCAGUACUUAUAAAUCAACGUCAACAAAAAUAUCAAUGGAUCACAGUUCCGAUGAUAAUCAUAUUCCUGACAUAUUAUCUGAAACAAAUGUUGAUAGCAGCAAAACUGUAACAAACGGAAUGGACAAUUCAAAAACAUCAAUAGACUAUUUAGACGUUAGCAUUUUCCCAGAUGCCCAAACAGAUAAAACGUUAAGCGGUAUUUCAACUAAAUCAAUACAGUCGACUACUGUAUCUACUGAUCAAGACGCCGAUUCCUUUGACACUCCGAACAUGGUCUCUGGAAACAAGUUGGAUGUAGAUAAAACAGUCUUCGGCGGAAUAGACAUUAAAUCAAAAACAACUGGUACUUCUGAUGAAAGCACAUCAACAGAUCUUCAAACUGAAAACACUGUACAAAGCAGUACUUAUAAAUCAACGUCAACAAAAAUAUCAAUGGAUCACAGUUCCGAUGAUAAUCAUAUUCCUGACAUAUUAUCUGAAACAAAUGUUGAUAGCAGCAAAACUGUAACAAACGGAAUGGACAAUUCAAAAACACCAAUAGACUAUUUAGACGUUAGUAUUUUCCCAGAUGCCCAAACAGAUAAAACGUUAAGCGGUAUUUCAACUAAAUCAAUACAGUCGACUACUGUAUCUACUGAUCAAGACGCCGAUUCCUUUGACACUCCGAACAUGGUCUCUGGAAACAAGUUGGAUGUAGAUAAAACAGUCUUCGGCGGAAUAGACAUUAAAUCAAAAACAACUGGUACUUCUGAUGAAAGCACAUCAACAGAUCUUCAAACUGAAAACACUGUACAAAGCAGUACUUAUAAAUCAAGGUCAACAAAAAUAUUAAUGGAUCACAGUUCCGAUGAUAAUCAUAUUCCUGACAUACUAUCUGAAACAAAUGUUGAUAGCAGCAAAACUGUAACAAACGGAAUGGACAAUUCAAAAACACCAAUAGACUAUUUAGACGUUAGCAUUUUCCCAGAUGCCCAAACAGAUAAAACGUUAAGCGGUAUUUCAACUAAAUCAAUACAGUCGACUACUGUAUCUACUGAUCAAGACGCCGAUUCCUUUGACACUCCGAACAUGGUCUCUGGAAACAAGUUGGAUGUAGAUAAAACAGUCUUCGGCGGAAUAGACAUUAAAUCAAAAACAACUGGUACUUCUGAUGAAAGCACAUCAACAGAUCUUCAAACUGAAAACACUGUACAAAGCAGUACUUAUAAAUCAACGUCAACAAAAAUAUCAAUGGAUCACAGUUCCGAUGAUAAUCAUAUUCCUGACAUAUUAUCUGAAACAAAUGUUGAUAGCAGCAAAACUGUAACAAACGGAAUGGACAAUUCAAAAACAUCAAUAGACUAUUUAGACGUUAGCAUUUUCCCAGAUGCCCAAACAGAUAAAACGUUAAGCGGUAUUUCAACUAAAUCAAUACAGUCGACUACUGUAUCUACUGAUCAAGACGCCGAUUCCUUUGACACUCCGAACAUGGUCUCUGGAAACAAGUUGGAUGUAGAUAAAACAGUCUUCGGCGGAAUAGACAUUAAAUCAAAAACAACUGGUACUUCUGAUGAAAGCACAUCAACAGAUCUUCAAACUGAAAACACUGUACAAAGCAGUACUUAUAAAUCAACGUCAACAAAAAUAUCAAUGGAUCACAGUUCCGAUGAUAAUCAUAUUCCUGACAUAUUAUCUGAAACAAAUGUUGAUAGCAGCAAAACUGUAACAAACGGAAUGGACAAUUCAAAAACAUCAAUAGACUAUUUAGACGUUAGCAUUUUCCCAGAUGCCCAAACAGAUAAAACUUUAAGCGGUAUUUCAACUAAAUCAAUACAGUCGACUACUGUAUCUACUGAUCAAGACGCCGAUUCCUUUGACACUCCGAACAUGGUCUCUGGAAACAAGUUGGAUGUAGAUAAAACAGUCUUCGGCGGAAUAGACAUUAAAUCAAAAACAACUGGUACUUCUGAUGAAAGCACAUCAACAGAUCUUCAAACUGAAAACACUGUACAAAGCAGUACUUAUAAAUCAACGUCAACAAAAAUAUCAAUGGAUCACAGUUCCGAUGAUAAUCAUAUUCCUGACAUAUUAUCUGAAACAAAUGUUGAUAGCAGCAAAACUGUAACAAACGGAAUGGACAAUUCAAAAACACCAAUAGACUAUUUAGACGUUAGUAUUUUCCCAGAUGCCCAAACAGAUAAAACUUUAAGCGGUAUUUCAACUAAAUCAAUACAGUCGACUACUGUAUCUACUGAUCAAGACGCCGAUUCCUUUGACACUCCGAACAUGGUCUCUGGAAACAAGUUGGAUGUAGAUAAAACAGUCUUCGGCGGAAUAGACAUUAAAUCAAAAACAACUGGUACUUCUGAUGAAAGCACAUCAACAGAUCUUCAAACUGAAAACACUGUACAAAGCAGUACUUAUAAAUCAACGUCAACAAAAAUAUCAAUGGAUCACAGUUCCGAUGAUAAUCAUAUUCCUGACAUAUUAUCUGAAACAAAUGUUGAUAGCAGCAAAACUGUAACAAACGGAAUGGACAAUUCAAAAACACCAAUAGACUAUUUAGACGUUAGCAUUUUCCCAGAUGCCCAAACAGAUAAAACGUUAAGCGGUAUUUCAACUAAAUCAAUACAGUCGACUACUGUAUCUACUGAUCAAGACGCCGAUUCCUUUGACACUCCGAACAUGGUCUCUGGAAACAAGUUGGAUAUAGAUAAAACAGUCUUCGGCGGAAUAGACAUUAAAUCAAAAACAACUGGUACUUCUGAUGAAAGCACAUCAACAGAUCUUCAAACCGAAAACACUGUACAAAGCAGUACUUAUAAAUCAACGUCAACAAAAAUAUCAAUGGAUCACAGUUCCGAUGAUAAUCAUAUUCCUGACAUAUUAUCUGAAACAAAUGUUGAUAGCAGCAAAACUGUAACAAACGGAAUGGACAAUUCAAAAAAAUUAAUAGACUAUUUAGACGUUAGCAUUUUCCCAGAUGCCCAAACAGAUAAAACUUUAAGCGGUAUUUCAACUAAAUCAAUACAGUCGACUACUGUAUCUACUGAUCAAGACGCCGAUUCCUUUGACACUCCGAACAUGGUCUCUGGAAACAAGUUGGAUGUAGAUAAAACAGUCUUCGGCGGAAUAGACAUUAAAUCAAAAACAACUGGUACUUCUGAUGAAAGCACAUCAACAGAUCUUCAAACUGAAAACACUGUACAAAGCAGUACUUAUAAAUCAACGUCAACAAAAAUAUCAAUGGAUCACAGUUCCGAUGAUAAUCAUAUUCCUGACAUAUUAUCUGAAACAAAUGUUGAUAGCAGCAAAACUGUAACAAACGGAAUGGACAAUUCAAAAACACCAAUAGACUAUUUAGACGUUAGCAUUUUCCCAGAUGCCCAAACAGAUAAAACGUUAAGCGGUAUUUCAACUAAAUCAAUACAGUCGACUACUGUAUCUACUGAUCAAGACGCCGAUUCCUUUGACACUCCGAACAUGGUCUCUGGAAACAAGUUGGAUGUAGAUAAAACAGUCUUCGGCGGAAUAGACAUUAAAUCAAAAACAACUGGUACUUCUGAUGAAAGCACAUCAACAGAUCUUCAAACUGAAAACACUGUACAAAGCAGUACUUAUAAAUCAACGUCAACAAAAAUAUCAAUGGAUCACAGUUCCGAUGAUAAUCAUAUUCCUGACAUAUUAUCUGAAACAAAUGUUGAUAGCAGCAAAACUGUAACAAACGGAAUGGACAAUUCAAAAACACCAAUAGACUAUUUAGACGUUAGCAUUUUCCCAGAUGCCCAAACAGAUAAAACGUUAAGCGGUAUUUCAACUAAAUCAAUACAGUCGACUACUGUAUCUACUGAUCAAGACGCCGAUUCCUUUGACACUCCGAACAUGGUCUCUGGAAACAAGUUGGAUGUAGAUAAAACAGUCUUCGGCGGAAUAGACAUUAAAUCAAAAACAACUGGUACUUCUGAUGAAAGCACAUCAACAGAUCUUCAAACUGAUUUUUACAUUGCGGACAAUAACAAUUGA
Molecule: messenger RNA, 16016 nt
Organism: Metopolophium dirhodum (rose-grain aphid)
Lineage: Eukaryota; Metazoa; Arthropoda; Insecta; Hemiptera; Aphididae
Exons: 4
Coding region: 93-16016 (5307 amino acids)
Source: RefSeq, a predicted model, not a curated record